AUGGGUGGGAAAAUUGGAGAAAUAGGGCUGAGAAAGAAAGAGAAUGUUUUUAGGGCUUUGAAAAAGAGGGACUUCAAUACCUAUGGUAGUCGUCGAAGCAAUGAUGAGGUAAUGGCAAGGGGUGCAUUUGCCAAUAUCCGCUUUGUUAACAAGCUCUUGAAGGGGGAGUUUAGCCCCAAGAUAAUUCAUGUCCCAACAGGAGAUAAACUCAAUGUAUAUGAUGCUGCAAUGAAGUACGAGGCCACCGGGCAGGACACUAUUAUCUUAGCUGGAUCAGAUUAUGGAAGCGGCAGCUCACGAGAUUGGGCGGCCAAAGGCCCAAUGUUAGUGGGAGUCAAAGCAGUGAUUGCUAAGAGCUUCGAGAGAGAAUCUGGUCGGUAUGGGAUCAUAACAUGUUGUUUCAAGGCUGGAGAGGAUGCUGAUACACUAGGAUUAACAGGUCUCGAGCGCCAUAAAAUUCACCUACCAAGUAAAAUCUGUGAGAUAAGAGCAGGCCAAGAUGUUACCAUCACAACCGACACCAGAAAAUCCUUCACAUGUUCUGUCCGCUUCAAUUCAAAGGUGGAAUUGGCUUUCUUUAAUCAUGGUGCAAUACUUCCAUUCAUCAUUCAAAACCUUAACAAGGAGUGAAGAACUUAGCUUCAAAUCAGUAACCUCUCCACUUUGCAAUCGACAUUGCUUGACCUCUUUAUAGGUUAUUGGGGAGGGGGGGGGGGGCUUCUGCAUAUGAUCACUAGCGGAGCAGAGAGGAUUUGCAUGUACCCCAAAGCAUUUUUUUUUAAAUGAAAAGAAGUGUGUUAUACCAUAUAUGUAAAUCUUGAAUAUAGUUAUUACAACACAUUAAUGUUGUUAAAAUUCGUAAAAA
Gossypium arboreum is the source of this 865-nucleotide messenger RNA. Its product is annotated as aconitate hydratase, cytoplasmic. Lineage: Eukaryota; Viridiplantae; Streptophyta; Magnoliopsida; Malvales; Malvaceae. Gene Ontology annotation, biological process: tricarboxylic acid cycle; citrate metabolic process. Gene Ontology annotation, molecular function: aconitate hydratase activity; 4 iron, 4 sulfur cluster binding. Gene Ontology annotation, cellular component: mitochondrion; cytosol. The record is from RefSeq and is a predicted model, not a curated record. Bases 1 to 630 code for a protein of 209 amino acids. The transcript has 5 exons.